CGCUUACUGUGUGCAGAGCACUGGACUAAGCGCUUGGGAAGUUCAAGUUGGCAACAUAGAGAGACGGGCGGGCUCACGGAGGAAUGGCUCGGUCUAUGGGCCAGCGGGAGCCGGGGCCACGGCCCGGAGUUUUCCUGCUCCUCCCACCCCUGUUCCUGCUGCUGGCAUCCGCAGUUGAGGACGCCGCCCAGGUGCAGCCCCUCGUGACCCUGGAGCAGCUCCUGUGGGUGAGCGGGAAGCAGAUCGGCGCCAUCGACACCUUCCGCAUCCCCCUGAUCGCCGCCACCCCCCGGGGGACCCUCCUGGCCUUUGCCGAGGCCCGGAAGAUGUCCGCGUCCGACGAGGGGGCCAAGUUCAUCGCCUCCCGACGCUCGGUGGACGGAGGCUCCACGUGGUCCCCCACGGCCUUCAUCGUGGACGACGGGGAGGCGUCCGACGGGCUGAACCUGGGCGCCGUGGUGUCGGACGAGGACACGGGCGUCGUCUUCCUCCUCUUCUCCCUGUGCGCCCACCGGGCCGGCUGCCCCGUCUCCUCCACCAUGCUCAUCUGGAGCAAGGACGACGGGCUCAGCUGGAGCAACCCCCGCAACCUGUCCCUGGAAAUCGGCACCGAGACCUUCGCCCCGGGGCCCGGCUCCGGCAUCCAGAAGCGGCACGAGCCGCAGCGGGGCCGCCUCAUCGUGUGCGGCCACGGCACCCUGGACCGCGACGGCGUCUUCUGCCUCCUCAGCGACGACCACGGGGCCUCCUGGCGUUACGGGGCCGCCCUCCGCGGCCUCCCCUUCGGCCAGCCCAAGCGCGACGGCGACUUCAGCCCGGACGAGUGUCAGCCCUACGAGCUGCCCGACGGCUCGGUGGUGAUCAACGCUCGGAACCAGAAUAACUACCACUGCCGCUGCCGCAUCGUCCUGCGCAGCUACGACGCCUGCGACACCCUGCGGCCCCGGGACGUGACCUUCGACCCCGAGCUGGUGGACCCCGUGGUGGCGGCCGGGGCCGUGGCCACCCGCUCCGGCCUGGUCUUCUUCUCCAACCCGGCCCACCCCGAGCAACGGGUGAAUCUGACCCUGCGCUGGAGCCUCAGCAACGGUACCUCGUGGGGGAAGGAGACGGUCCAGCUGUGGCCCGGCCCCAGCGGCUACUCCUCCCUGGCCACCCUGGAGGCCACCGACUCGUGGGGAGAGCGGGCCCCCCAGCUCUACGUCCUGUACGAGAAGGGCCGCAGCCGCUACACGGAGGCCAUCUCUCUGGUCAAGGUCAGCGUCUACGGGACCUUGUGAGAGUGGCCGAGGGGGGAAGGACCGCGUGCCCCCCUGCCGCCUUGAGACUCAACCCUCCACUGGAGGUCCAUUGCACAGGCUGCUACGGCUCAGGCGGCCCUUCCUUUCCCCACCCGGCUCCCGGAAAGCCCUUCCCUUUGGCUGAUCUAUAGACCUUUCUUCUUCCCCUUAGCCCAAUUUGAUGGAUCACGUUUGCACAGAUCUGUUCCUAAAUGAAGUCCCUCCUCAGGGUGAGGCCCUUUCCUGCUGCUCCCUCUGCCCCACCACCCUGUGGGAUGGGGGGAGCCUCUUUAUCAGUAAAUUGGAUCUCUGCUGUGG
This is a messenger RNA of Tachyglossus aculeatus (Australian echidna), 1598 nucleotides long. It is a transcript of the gene NEU1, whose product is annotated as neuraminidase 1. Gene Ontology annotation, biological process: oligosaccharide catabolic process; ganglioside catabolic process. Lineage: Eukaryota; Metazoa; Chordata; Mammalia; Monotremata; Tachyglossidae. Bases 84 to 1280 code for a protein of 398 amino acids. Gene Ontology annotation, molecular function: exo-alpha-sialidase activity. Gene Ontology annotation, cellular component: membrane; lysosome; cytoplasm. The record is from RefSeq and is a predicted model, not a curated record. The transcript has 6 exons.